Messenger RNA from Vespa velutina, 14025 nucleotides. It is a transcript of the gene Dop1R2, whose product is annotated as dopamine receptor 2. The record is from RefSeq and is a predicted model, not a curated record. The coding region runs from base 2563 to 3828 and encodes 421 amino acids. The transcript is spliced from 3 exons. Gene Ontology annotation, cellular component: membrane. Gene Ontology annotation, molecular function: G protein-coupled receptor activity. Gene Ontology annotation, biological process: adenylate cyclase-activating adrenergic receptor signaling pathway. Lineage: Eukaryota; Metazoa; Arthropoda; Insecta; Hymenoptera; Vespidae.
UAAUUCGCGUUUUCGUAACGUCUCGUGUAUGGUGUUUCGUGAUCGGUCAUAUUUUAUUUUCUCACAAAUUUCUAAACCAAUCCUUAUUUUCUCCUUUCCUACUGAUCGUAUGUCAUGACGUUUUUGAUGGAAAUUUGACGAAUGAAACACGUAUAAGUACGAAUAAAAUACGAAAGAAAAAAAUUAUUAUAAUAAAUUAUAAAAACGAAGAAGAAAAUUGUUUAAAGUGUUUCAAUUUAAACGAAUUGGAAAGAACGCGUUUACACGAUGUUACGUUCAACGUGUCUUAUUCGAAAUAUUCCUGUUAAGAAAAAAUGCUUUUCAUGGCUUCUCAUAAAGUUCGAACAUCGUCUUUGGUCUCGAAUAGUUGUAUACGAUGAACAUGCAGUUAUCAUUAGCAUGAAUUCCCGCUUAAUAUGAUUCAUACAACGUUGAGAGUUAGGUAUAUAGUUAUAGGUUGAAACACGUGGAAUAGUCGAUGGAAUAGAGUCAAGUAAUCGAAAGAGAUUAUCAGAAAGAAAAGCAAGUUGUCAAUAAAAUUGCAAAGCCUCUUUGAAGAUUUCGUAUUAUUGAUAAUGUGUAGGCGCGCGCACGCCCGCGAUCUACAGUAAUAAUUUGAUCGUCGAGCAAAAAAAAAAAACAAAAUUAAAUCUAGUGGUAACAAUUCGUGGAGAAAUUUGCUCGAUAUUUUCGCGGAAUGCUAAACGUCCGGACGUCCUCUUUACAAGUUGGAAAGGGGCUUGUCAGUCCUCGUAAAGAGUAAUUAAGAAAUUUUUUUAGAACGUGUUCAUAAUGUGAACAUGCAUUCAACGAUCUAAUCUAACGAUGAAAACUUUGAAUUUUUGAUUUUUAUAUCUUGAUGAUAAUAUUAUCAUACGAUUUUUCGAACGGCUCUCGUUUCCGUCGCUCUUUCGUUAAUUACAGAAAAAUGGCCGUAUGACACCGCAAUUCGAAUUUCGAAUUCACUCGUAUAUUUUUCUCACUCUUUGCUUGCGUAUGAUUUUCUGUUCGUAUUUAGCAAAUCUCGCAUAUAUUAUAUAUAUAUAUAUAUAUAUAUAUAUAUAUGUAUGUGCGUGUGUGUGUUUGCUUUAUAUUUACAUAAUAUCGACCGAAAGAAUAUUUUUAAUAAUACAAUAUAAAAAUGUUAGUCAAUUUAGCAUGAAAAAAAAAAAAACUAAACUUCUUUAAACUUCCAAGUAUUUCCUUAAAGAUCCAACAUUUGAAAAUAUCUUGAAGGAAUUAUAGAACGAAACGACGAAAGUAUUUUUUGUGUCCGACUUGACGGUGUAUCGUGCUUCUCUGUGUUGUUCAGGGAGAGGAUGCGACUUUAGAUCGGGCGAGUGUAAGAAGAAAGAAAAACGGUGGAAAAAAACGAGAAAGGAAAGAAAGAAGAAAAAGUGGAGGAGGAGGAGGAGGAGGAGAAGGAGGAAGAGGUGGAGGAAGAAGAGGUGGAGGAGGAAGAAAUUAGAAAAUUCGAACGAGUUAGGAAUUCGAUCGAUUAUCGUUCGGUUCACUUCGUGAUUUUUUAAGAAAAAAUUUUUAAAGUACUCGAGACUUGACUCGCAUAUUUGUAUGAGUCACGAGUAUAUAUGUAUACGUAUAUAUACAGAUAUAUUAUGUUUGCAAUCUGUCUAUAUGUAUAUAUAUAUAUAUAUACACACAUAUAUAUACCUAUAUAGAAUUUAUAUAGUUUUUAUCGAGAUUUCUCGCAUAUAGGGAGAAUCAAAGAUUUAAUUUUGCAUUUUCCUUUUCUUUUUCCUUAAUUACGGAAAUUAUUCUUUUGAAUAUUAUCGUUACCAUGGGGGAAAAUACGCUCACAUAGAUGUAGAUCUACGUGUUAAUUAGGGUAAUCCAAAAUAGGAAAAUGCACUCGCGUCCGUUCCUACGGAGAAAAGAAUCUUCGCUUCUUAGUCCGAAAUUUAUUCGGUGUGGAGCAAUUAAAUUGGACGGUAUUAUCUUCUCGUUUAAUCGUGCGUCUCUAAUUAAGCUUUUGAGCGCACGCGCACGUAUGUAUACUCGUUGAGAAAGAAAUCCUCUCUACUAGAAAUUACGAAAACCCGGCGAAAAAUUUUCUAACAUCGUCAACGUCGACAACACUUUCGGCCUUCGACGCAACGAUUCUGACAAAUUUCGACCGAGAGAGAAAAAGAAAGAGAGAUAGAGAGAGAGAGAGAGAGAGAGAGAGAGAGAGAGAGAGAGAGAGAGAGAGAGAGAGAGAGAGAGAGAGAGAGAGAGAGAGAGAGAGAGAGAGAGAGAGAGAGAGGAGGCAUCGAUGGAACAUACUCUCGUAGAGCAAAUAACGAUUGCUUUGAUCCUUAGUCCGAAAGUUAAACGGCAGGCUACCGUCGAGUAUUCACUCUCGAUCUUACAAGGAAGAUAAAGGAAGCGGAAAGGAUUCUGAGCAUAUUUCGUCAAAGAUGAGAAAGCGGACGACAAGAUCGAUAAGAAGAGGGAAGAAAGUAAGGACGGCAAUUCCGACGACCUGACGCUUGUAGCCGAGACGCUCGACGAAGGCUGACGGAUCUGGAGGAGAAUCAGGGGGAAGCCGUGGAGGUACGAAAGAUGAAUGAGAGCGAGAUUUAUCUGCUCGAGUGGGAAGAAGAGGCAGAAGCUAGGGAACCUAGCGGUGAACUCAACAGAAGUUUUUACAAUGCUAGCCGUGGAAAUCGUAGCUACGAAGAUUUCUGGGAAUUAGCAAGCGAUCGUGCUGGACUCGCAGUGGUUCUCUUUCUCUUCUCCGUGGCAACAGUUUUCGGUAACAGCCUGGUAAUCCUUGCUGUCAUCAGAGAAAGAUAUCUUCACACAGCGACCAAUUAUUUCGUUACGUCGUUGGCCUUUGCCGAUUGCCUCGUAGGCCUGGUCGUCAUGCCGUUCAGCGCGAUUUAUGAAGUUCUCGAAAAUCGAUGGCUUUUCACGACCGAUUGGUGCGACGUUUGGCGUUCCCUCGACGUACUCUUCUCGACGGCCUCGAUCUUGAACCUCUGCGUGAUCAGUUUGGAUCGUUACUGGGCCAUCACCGAUCCGUUUACCUAUCCAAUGAGGAUGAGUAGAAAACGUGCGGCGAUAUUGAUCGCGAUCGUUUGGAUUUGUUCAAGCGCGAUAUCUUUUCCAGCGAUAGCUUGGUGGAGAGCAGUCAGAACGGAGGAAGUGCCGGAGGACAAGUGUCCCUUCACUGAACAUCUCGGUUACUUGAUAUUCUCCUCCACGAUUAGCUUUUAUUUACCGCUCUUCGUUAUGGUCUUCACCUAUUAUAGGAUCUAUCGAGCCGCGGUGAUACAAACGAGGAGUCUCAAGUUGGGUACGAAACAAGUGAUGAUGGCCUCCGGCGAGCUCGAACUUACUCUUAGGAUACAUCGUGGUGGUGGUGGCGGCAGUGGUGGUGGUGGUGGUGGUGUUAGCACUGGUGGAGCAAAUACGAAUGUGGACCCGAGGCAUCUCUUUCGUACGGCCUCGAGCACGCCAGAAGAUCUACAAGAUCUCGAGGAACCUCUUACGGCCCUUCACAAUAAUGGAUUAACUAGAGUACCUUCCACGAGGAUCAACAACAAACAACAUCUCGGCAAAAACUUUUCCUUGUCGCGCAAACUCGCUAAAUUUGCGAAGGAAAAGAAAGCCGCAAAGACUCUUGGCAUCGUCAUGGGAGUCUUUAUCGUUUGCUGGUUACCCUUCUUCGUGGUGAAUCUAUGGUCGGGUUUCUGCGCCAGGUGUAUCUGGCAAGAGGAGAUUGUUUCUGCUGCCGUCACGUGGCUCGGUUGGAUCAACAGCGGCAUGAACCCAGUUAUAUACGCUUGCUGGAGCAGGGAUUUUCGGAGGAGAGUAGGUGACUAAGGCGACAAGUAGGUACUAUAAUUGGGCCGAGUAAUUUAUACGAGUUAACGGCUUCGAUAUCAACGCUCAAGGGAUUCUAAGUGAACGUACUCGGUAGUAUCGGAUAUUCCUGCAAAUUGAAUCGAGAAUAGUUUCAAACUAAUUUCGUUGCAGGCCCAACCGAGGUUACUCGUUGAAGAAGCUACGAAACGAGCCACCAUGUACAUCAUUCGAAACAACCACAAUCGCUGUUCUAAUAUUUUACUUUGGAUAAUUGAUCUAUUGUUCUCCAUGGAAAAUUAAAAAUUCGUAUUUUAUAUCUAAAUAAAAAACAUUAGUAUAUUUUUCACUUGAUUGCGUUUUUUAAAUGAACUUAUAUUAAAUCGAUGAUUUGAAAUUUUAUGAGAUUUUAAUAGAUACAGAAUACCUGUUUACAAUUGUUUGUUGUUAAAACAAAUAUAUGUAAAGUAUUUUAUUGAAAUAAUAGUAGUAAGAAAAUAUAUAAAUUGAAUAAAUUGAAUACAAGUAAACAAUAGUUUGAAAAUAGCUAAAUAAAGAUGACAAUUUGUAUUCUCAAAGAUGUAAAUUAUUUUGUUUCUCCUUUUGGCAUUCAAUUUCGACAGCACAAAAUAUGUCGAAACUUCGAGGAAACGUUUAAUCGUUGCGUAAAUAUCGCCAUCUCCUUCGACUUCUCCUAAUUUGAUUUGUCUUGUUACUCGACAAGGAAAGCUUUAACUAGGUGGAGAGACCAAAAGAAAUAGAAUGCUGUGAUAAACAUCGGAAAACGAGUGCAGUAUUGUUCGACUUUAAAUGCGACAACACGAAUAAAUUUCUAAUUAAAACUCCUUCAAAGUACCUUCCUUAGUUGUCCUUGUCGUUUGCUAGUCUACCACCGAACGAAAUUAAAACGUGCUAGUGUAUAGGCGGCAUUUUAAAACUCGGUCAGUCGCUUGGCUGUACUUCGUUGAAUCGUUAAUUCGAAUCGAAACGGACAAAAAAAAAAAGAAAAAAAAAAAAAAAAGAAAAAAAAAAUAAUUGUAUAAUCGUCCAGAAAUUAUGCGAUUAAGUAAAUUUGAUUGAUGAUUAAGCGAAAAUUCCAAUUAUAAUCGCGAUCGAGUCGAGUCCUUUCGCGAGCCAUCUCGUUAAUGAAUAAUGAAAAAAAUCCGAAUAAAGAUAAAACGAAUUUAUAAGUAGAAUUAAUUUGAGAAUAUACUUACAGAGCACGUUCCAAGCUUAUCUCAGGUCAAUUUUAAUAUUCAAUAUAAUAUACUUAUAUUAAAAGUAGAAAGAGAGAGAGAGAGAGAGAGAGAGAGAGAGAGAAAGAGAGAAAGAAUUAUUCCAUUUUUAUUAAGUAUGAAGAAAUUAAUAUAUUAUAUCAAUAUGUUAUAUGAAGAAUAAAAUCUGCUUUUAAGAAAUUUAAGUAAAAAUAGAAUAUAUAUACCUUGUUGUUCAUUUGAUUGUCAUUUUACGAACAUGAUAAAAAUCGAUUGAUCCUAGAGGAAAUUAAAUUCUAUGACGAUUAACUCGUUGACGAAAAAGAAAGGUGAUCUGUUAAAAGGAUUUAGUUAGUGAUGCUUACAAAAGAGCUACGAAAGUAAACGCUGUUGUAUCGCUUAUCGAGCGAUAGGCGUUGACGAGGAGUACCUAUCAUCUGUUCUAGCGACAAAAUACACGCGUAUAAAGAGACAAAGUUCUAUGCAUGAUAGGACCGAUCAAAUAUACACGUUGUUUUUUAUUUUCCAACGUCAUCCUCUUCGUCCGAUCGUAUGAAAUUUUUAAUGAAUUUAUUUGAAAACUUUGCUUCAAGAAAAUAUAUUAUAUAUGUGCCCAUAAUUAUGAAAAUGGUCUAAGUCAAAAUUUCAAAAAAAUAAGUUUAUCACUUAUUUCAUAUCUACAUUAUCUUAAACUAUAUGUAUUUAAUGUAAUUUUUACGAUAUCGUCAAAAAUGAACCUUUAGAUAGUGGAUGUAAUUUCAACAUUAUACAGAAUUCAUUUAAUGUUUCAAACGCAAUUCAUUAAAUAUCUCGAAACAAGAAACAUAUGACUUAGACCACUUUCAUAAUUAUGGGCACAUAUACAUAUUAUUAUAUAAUAUAAUAUAUUAAAUCAUAAAUAAUUAUAUGAAUGACGAUAAAAAGAAUUAUAAAAAUUCUCCAUAUCUAUCUGAAAUUAGCAUUUCUUUAGAAUCGAAUUGAAUCGAAAUGAAUUCAUUAAAUUGAUUAUAUUAAAAACUCUAUCAAACAAGAAGACGUAAUUCAUCCGUCCUAGUUUUCUUUAAUAUAGUCCGAUAAAUGAGGAAAAAAGAACCGAUAUAAAUAACGAUAGCUACAUAAAGGCCAUAGAUGUAAAGAAGGCGAUAGCUCCCUCGAACAGGAAUGCCUGCCUUUCAGUCUUUCAAUUCACCAAUGGAAUUGCUUUCUCUUUGUGGACGAAUAGGAUGCUGUUAUUUUUGGCCUUUUAGAAUUGGUCCAUUUCGUUCUAAUACCUUGAUAUUACCAUAGAAUAGAACAAUUAACCUAAUUAUUUUCUUUCGCAAUUAAAAUCACUAUUAAUUUCUCGUUUAAUUUCAACUUAUUAAUUCAAAGCAACGUUUAUUGGUCACACAUUUUUAUUACCUAUUUAUAAAUGUAAAUUAUAAGGCAUCUAUACUUAAUAUGAAAAUCAGUAAUAUUCACGUAACGAAAUAUUCAAUCAGAUUGCUGAUUGGAAAUGUGCGGUAUAUUUUGUUUAUGUUUAUGUGCGAAGAAACGUAGCCUCAAUGUAGCUUUCCGUUCAUUUCCAAUGACCGAAAUUAACCAAUCGUUUCUCGUUUCCUAUCGAUCGGUCGGAAGAAAGCAUCGUUAAUUUCCAAGUUGGAAAAUCGGUAUUGCUCAUUGUUCGCGUUUCAUGUUGCCACGAUAAUCGUGUUUAUUGCCGAAAUUCAGAAUGUGUCCGCAUAAAACGAGCUUAUCAAUGCUUAUCCAAUGCUUGUCGUUGAUGUAACGAUGAAUUUAAAAACAAAAUAAAUAGUUCUAUUUCGAUAAAUAGUGAAAAGCGAUAAUUUUAACAAAUAUUUGGAUACACACACACACACACACACAAAAUACAUGAAGCCGAUUUUAUUAUGUUUUGAUAUUUAUUAUUUAUUAUUAUCGAUGAAACGACAAUAUCGUCGUUUCUUUUAGCCUACAUAAUUUCGAAAUCAUGCUCACGCAAAUGGAACGAAGAAACGUAUGAAUAGAUAAAAAUAGGAAAGAACAUUGUCAUGUUACUAAUGGAUUCAUAAAGAUAUAUUUUCAUCGAAGUAAAACCAGGGGAAAUGGUAUCGCGUUCGAUGAAAUCUAUUGAACCGUGAGAAAUAUUAUGAAAUUUAUCGGCAUUGCGUCGUACUUUCUUGAUUCUCUCUCAGCUUCUUCUUUUCAUCCAUUUUAAUCGAAUCUCGUUGCGAUCACAUUGAAUGCAUCAAAGUUUUCUGAUAUUUAUCGUUAGCGAUCACAAAGUUGAUGAUUACCAACCCUAAGAAAAUAUCUCUAGAGUCAAUUUUGUAAUAGUUCUUUAUACAUAAGUAUAUAUAUAUAUAUAUUAUCUUUAGCUUUACAAAUUGAGAUAUAUAUUAUACAUACAAAUAUUUGUCUCUCUCUCUCUCUCUGACUUAUUUCUUUCUUUAAAGAUACUAGUAGAUUUUAAUUUCAAAUCGACAAAGUCGAUGUCUGGCUUUGAAACAUUUCCAUGUUGGUCUCGUCAAAUGAUGGAAAUGAAUAGAUAAGCUUGUAUAUGGUCACGGUAACGUGUGACAUUGAUAAAAGAAAGAUCGAAAAGAUUAACGUGACAUUUAUAGAUCGAAAGAAAUAUUCGAGUUAGCUAACAGAUUAUUCUAAUGUAAUUUUUUCCUUUAUAUUAGAUUAGCAAUCUAAUCAGUUGAGGUAUAGGAAUUUAUUAAAAUUUCUACAUUUUUUCAAUAAUUUCAUAACUUUUUGCAAUUGUUGAAAUAAUAUUUUUUGCAGAACUCUCGUUAAUAAAAUCUUUCAAUACAUUUUUUUUUUUAAUCAUAACUCAAAAUUAUAUUAUUUUGAAAGAUGCCCAAAUAUUUUUGAUAAUUCACUAUAUCGAUCCAUUCUAACUAGUAAAAUGUAUAAUUUGUUAUAAUCAAUGCGUCCUUUAACAAACAUGUAAGAUCAAAGUUAUAGAUAUCAAUUUUGAUCAAUUUGGCAGUCUCCGUUUAUCUGCCUGAAUUUUCUACUUAUAAAACUUAGGAACAAAAUACCUGUUUCCGUAAACGUGAGUAUGCGCAAGAAAAAAAUGGUGUCCUUGAUAGAUAUGCCGAAACAAAAAAAAAAAAAGACAAAAAAAAACCGAAAAAAGAAGAGAUAGAAUCGUAACACUUCGUCUUGGCAGAGUUCACGAGAUAUUUAUAGUGGGUACAUAUCUAUUUUUUGCUUAGCUUCCAUAAUUUCUCAUACAUAAUGCAUCGUUAUGCAAGUGCAACACUAAAGUGGAUUUCAAUGUAUUUUGCAUGCAAACCCUAGCGAAUCGAAUUUUUUUACAAAAAAUUUUACUUCCUUACCAGUAGACUAAUAAAACAUGCAAUGAUGUCGUUCGUCAACAACUAUUUAUAAUUUUUUAAAUAAUCGAUAUAUAAGACUUAUGUUUAUUAGGUUUAGGAUAGUGUCAAUCUUCAAUAAUUAUUUCAUCUAAAUCUAUCUUUGUUUCUGGUUUUUUUCUCUCUUAAAAAAUACUAUGUUUUUCAUCAUAUUUUUAAUUUUCGAUUAUUACUUUAUUCUUCUAUUUAAUACAAAGGAAAACUAUGAAGAACAUUAAAUAUUUAACAUUUAUGUACAUUUAAACUUACCAUGUAGGAACACUAUCCUGUUUUCUAAGAUCCAUUAAUACCUAGCGUAUUCUGUUUACAUUAAUACGUAGGGACACGUCUCGAAUCAAUAAUCUAAUGAGUCGUACUACCAUACCUACACCUAUUAACAUUCCGUCAUCGUGUCUGGGAUCAAGUUUGCGAAUCCCUUAUCAUUUCGAUUAUAAGAUAAUUGGUAUUCUGAUAUGAAUUAAAAAAGAAAAAAAAAUAUUAAAAGCAUAUUUCCUGCAUUUCUAAUCUUAUUGUUUUAAAUCUAUUAUAUAAAAUUUUUCUACUUAGUUCUUGCUCAUCGCUAUUAUUUCCAUCAUUAAUAUUUUUAAUUUAUUAUUAUUAUAAUUAAUAUUAUAAUUUAUCAUUUCUUUCUAUUUUGUACUUAUGAAGUCUGUUUCAAUCUCUCUGUCUCUCUCUCUCUCUCUCUCACUGGUCUUACGUUCAUAAGCACGUACGUAAAUAUACAUAAUGCAAGGGUAUGUACGUGUACGUGUACAUAUGUACGUGGGAAGGAACGCGUGUCACGCAAAGUACUUUGGAAGCAACCUCUGCGAGACAUUCAACACGUUCAUAACGUAUGCUUUUGCGAUCUCACGUAUUUCAGAGGAAAAUGUUGAACAUCGUCCCGAGAAAAUAUUCCUAUUGCAAGAGAUAAGGGUGUUGAAUAGGUCGGCGAACUUAACAACGAUGGGAAAGAGCAACGAUAUGUUUCUUUUUUUAUAUAUAUGUAAGGGUGAGUUUUCAAAUACGUAUCAUAUAAAUUUUUUAUCUUCAUUUGUAUCUCAAUAUAAGACGACGUCUAAUAAUUUACAAAUCAUAUCUUAUUUUGUAUAUCUAUGUUAGAAACAUUUUAAAGGAUCAGAUACGAUAGAUAAAUUCGAUUUUUUAAUCGAAUCUCUCGUAAAACUAAUGCUUUCAUACACUUAUCAUAAUAUUAAAGUUAAAAAAAAAGAAAGAUUUAAGACUUAGGAGAAAGAGUGACAGAGAGUGAGAGAGAGAUGCAACAACGUUUGUUAGUAAUACGUAUAAGAGAACGAAGGGAAAAGAGAGAGAGUCACUGUGCUGCAAUCCCACGUGUAACCAUCACGCUUCACGGAUAUUUACUCGGGGUAAAUGCAAAAUCGAUAUAUCCAGGGUCAUUCGAUGAUGUGCAGAAGGUGAGAAGAGUGAGAAAGAAAGAGAUACCUCUCGAUCCUCGAGGUCGAAAACUGAGUGGCCUCUUACGGUAAACAGUUAUUAAUAAAGAUUUAAUCGUCCAUCUUUUAGUUUAGUAAACCAAAUUUUUGGAUGAAAAUUUUGUAAUAAUUCUAUAAAAUGAAUUUUCUUUAAAAGUUUUUUCUUGUUCCACAAACAGAUGAUAAAUCAAAUAAGUAUGAUCGUAUAAGUAAAGACUUUUUUAUAGUCGUUUUCUCUCUCUCUCUCUCUCUCUCUCUCUCUCUCUUUCUCUUUUUCGUUUUUGUAUUUGAUGACAUUACGCAUUAAAGUUUUCACGAGAGAGAUCAUGCCAUUUUAUAUUAUUAAAUGAAUAGACAUAUAGAUACCAAUAAAUCGUUUAGCGAUGCUUCGUUCGACCGAUCACAGUGAUAUUUUUAAUCCGAUACGAAGUAUUUGUUUUCGAUAACCCACAGCUAUUGACUAUUAACACAGUAGCUGUCAUAAAUGGAACCCUUUUUGUUCCCUUUUUGUUCGACAAAAAUUUAUUCUGCCAUUCCUCUUUCACUUUAUCUGACAAUGAGAAAUCAUUUUAUUAUCUAACUCGAGAUAAGAAACAAUACCUAUAUUUAAAAAUGGAUCAGUUGGUUCAUCUCCCGAUUGGCCAUCUCGAAGUUUCGAAUGUUUACUUUAUAGGAUAGUCGGAGUCUCCCUAUCGAGAGUUAAAAAAGAAAGUCUUUUAAAAGUUUAUUAACGAGCUUGAAUUUGAAAAAAAAAAAGAUCUGCCGUUGUUUUUCUUAUCGAGAGCAUUUAAAAAGAAAAGUAAAUAAAAAAUAAAAAGGAACAAAAUUUUCUUCUUUCGAAUAGCCUUAUCGAAAAAGGGACACUCCAAGGAUCGACACUUGAAGGAUCCUUCAAGAAAGUUGAAGAUCGAAGUUGUAAUCGAGCAAAUCUCGCUUGGGAGCAAACUCUAGGAAGCUAAGAAAAUGAGAAGAAGAAGAAGAAGAAGAAGAAGAAGAAGAGGAAGAGGAAGCAGGAAGAGUAGGAGGAUGAGAAAGAAAAAGAAAAGUUGCAAACCUUCCUCGUGAUAUGAGAAGUAAGAAGAGAAGCCACAAAGACGAUAAAUCCUUGUCGUCCUAACUCUCUCAAAGGUGAUAGCGAGGAUAACGUUACUCUGACAUGCCUCGAUAACCUUAAUUGCCGCCACAAGAGAAUGUAGGCGCAUAGAUUGUUGAAUAUAUCUAACGUGCCUAACUAAAGGCCUCACUGAGUUGACCAUUAAAGCGUCGCAUCUUUUUGAAUUUUCUUCUACAUUUUUGUCUAUUGUGAAAAAUUUAAUGAAUAUUAAUUUAUUUGCUCGUCGAAAUAAAUUUUAUUUUAAUUAAUAAUAUUUAUUAUAAAAAUAUAUAUAAGUUAUCUACCAUCGAACUCAAUCAUUUUAAAUAUUUUUUAUCAAGAUUUCGAAUAUGAAAAGAAAUAUAGAGAUAUCUCGAGGAAAAGAUUUGAUCGAUCGCUCAACUGAAAGAUUUUGUUGAAAAUUACAAAGCGUCUUCAAGCUUGAUCCAAUUAAAAGUUUGUACGAAUCUUUGCUACGUAUUCCCAAGGAAGAAUAUAAGUGCUUCCUCUUUGGAGAGAAACUCAUCUAUCCAGUCUCUCCUCGACUAAUAUCUUCGUCAUAGGUUGUUCCUUCAAUUUUCUUGAGAAAAAUUCAACUCUUUGUAUCAUUCGAUCGACUUCAAGUACAUCAACUACGUUCGAAUAGUCAUUAAAUCUUUUUAACUACGCUUUUGAAGGAUGAACGAUUCGAAGAAAAACUUGAACGAUUAGAAGUGCAGAUUCGACGAACUUUUCAUUACUUGCUUCUUGCUAUAGUCUUUACGCCAUAUAAAAUGAAAAGAAUGAGAAGGAAAAAGGAAGAAGAAAAAGGGGAAAGAAAUAAUAUAGAGAAGAGAGGAGUGAACGGGAUAUAUUGACAAAAAAAAAGAAAAAAAAAAAAAAAAUAAAAAAAAAGAAACAAAGAAACAAAAAGUAAGAAGUAAAAAGCAAAAAAAAAAAGAUCAACACCGGGGAUAGAAAUCUUUAGACAGGAUUUUUCCGAUCGAAGUGGAAGGCGAGCUGAAAGGAAGCGUAAUUUUCAAGAUAACAAGCUAUAUUUCGUGUCUGGACCGUAGAACUGUGAGUAUGGAGCCGCACUGGGCUCUAGACUGGAUGUCUCAGAAGGAGUCUUUUUAUCGGGGAAGACGGUAGACGAGAAAAUGGGCUUCCUUUACCGUACGUAGAUACCAGAUAAAAAGCUACAACGUGUAUCCUUGGUAACCGUAAAUACGAUCUCGAGAAAAUCUUGAAACGACUAAAUAUUACGACAGUCGAUCGGCUUUAAAUCGUGAUAAUGUAAAAUUUAUCGUGACGAGUUAAAGUUAUAUAUUAAUCAUCGAUUUAUGUAAAAAUUGAAGCCCAAUAUUUUUUAGAAAUAUGUAAAAAUUAUAGAUUUAUAUAAAAAUUAAAGCUCAAUUGUUAGAAUAUUAAAUAAACCAGACUUUUCGAUUCUACUUAAUUGAUUUGACGAAUGUGAAAUCAUGAUAAAAAAAGAAAAAAAGAACGGAAAAGAACGAUAAAUACGAAAGAAAAGUGUAAAGAAAAAGAGUAAAAUAUUCAUGUUCGAGGAUUACUAAAAAAAAAAAAAAAAAAAAAAAAAAAAAAAAAAAAAGGUGUAAAAGUAGAAUAGAUAAAAAUAAAAGGAAAAGGGAAGAAAAAUGGAUAGGUCCAAAGGAAUCCAAUAAAAUUUGAUUAGCUGGUCGAGAGCACAAGAAAAUCCGGGUCACAGCCGUUCGGCAAGAAACUAAGUCGGCAACACUUUUCCUUUCUUUAUCAGUGAUUUCGAUUUUCGAUUUGUCUCUGGGUUCUUUUUUACUCCGAGCAACGAUAGAGUGCCUCUUACUUUCCCGUUGGUAUCAUCUUUUGUCUAUUAUUUUCAUAUAAUCAUUUUAGAAUCAUAGUAGAAAUUACUUGUCCUCCAAAUUUUAUUGAUAAAAAUCAUUCUCACAAUGUUGCAGAGAUGCUACGUAGAUGUGUGCAUCGAUGAUUGACAAACGAUGAUUGACAAACGUCGAUUGAGUGACAAACGAAACGAUUGAUUCGCGGUGAAUGAUUUUGGUCUGCUUUGUAUACACGAUAUCACAAGAUUGAAGAUUUGUCUACAACACCGAUGAUCUAAGAGGAAAAGUAAUAACUUUUACAGUUUACAACAGAAACGAAAAAAAAAAAAAUAUUAAGGCUUCAUUAAUAGCAUUAAAUGAUUAUUAUAUCGAUUUCGACAGUACGCAGGUUCCAUCGUAGAAUUUUAUUAUUAGAAUCGUAUCACUUAUAUUUUCCAAAAUUCUAUUUUAGGAUAUCCAACAGCGAAUCGAAUGAAAGUUGUUCCACGCUCGAUGGGGAGCGAGGAUGGGCGGGGGUAGUACGUCUAUUAGAGCUUCCUUCAACCUAAAGGGUAGUCGUAAAUCGUCAGUACCGCGUUAACGUUGAUCUUCUUCUUCUCCAUUCUAUUUCAAGUGGAUUAUGCGAUUUGCAUGUAGAUACAUACGCAUUAAAGUGUCGAUGAAAAUCUUCUCAAUUUUAGUUGACUUAAAACGAUCAUUCUUUUCACAUUAGAAAAACUUUAAUUUUUGUUUCGAAAAUCGAUAAGAAUUGUAGCAGAAAUUUAAACGGAUUUUAUUUCACAUAUUUCAUUCUCAUAAUAUAAAAGUAUAUAUUGAUAUUUAAAGUAGGAAAUAAAUUUUAAAGAGAAGUAAAUCGAUUGGGAUUUACAUCAAAAUCAAAAGUCAAUAACAAAUUUUCCAAUGCUUUCAAAUUUUAUUGUAAAGAAAAAAAAAAAAAGAAGAGUGGAUUUGUUCCUUUAAACUGUUUUUUUUUUUUUUUUUUUUUUUUUUUAACAAGAACAAAACACAAAUGUAAUUUUUGUUCAAUAAAAUCAAUUGAAGAUUUCAAUUGUAGUUGUAAAAUAAUUUGCAAGAUUAAAGAAAUUUGAUGAAACGAAAGGAAUACAAGUACGAAAUUUAAUUGCACAUAGUCAAAAGUAUUAAUCCAUACGAUCGGACCAUUUUCAUUUUGCUUUGAAGUAUCAUUUUAAUCCUAGAAUAUAAAAAUGUGAAUGUUGUAACUUUAAUGGAAUGAAGCGAAAUGAAAAAAAAAAGCGAUUUAAAUAUAAUCGUUAAAUAUCGCAAAGUAAAAAA